AUGAACCACAUCAGAAGAAGACUACUCAUCAGUAUCACCCUCAACCAACACCACAACCACCAAGCCAGAAGACUCAUGAGCAACUUCCCAGAACCACCACCAGGCUAUCAAGCACACCAGGAAGCUUCAACUCAAAUCUUGAUCAAACUAGAGAAACAAGAACAACAACCAUCAGAAGCAUUCAUCAACCCAGUACAGGAAUACAAUCGAGACCUGUCAAUCUCAGCUAUCAAAGCAUGGAGCUCGAUCAGAAAUCAGGAACUACUAGAGAAAAAAUCAAACAACAGCUCAAAAAAUCAAAGAAAGAAGAACAGUAACAAUAAACGAGCAGUUGACCCUUCACCCGAGAAUGGGACUACCGACCAUCAUCACCAAUCUAAGAAACUCAAACAGUCAUCAGGCUCAGAUCAUCAGUCCAAUCCAACGAUUCAAGAAGACCCAACAUCCACGAUCUCAAAGGAAUCUGUCGAUCAGGCUGGACAGCCUCUGGAGCCUCAAGUCGACCGGAAUCCUAAGAAAGAAACUCAGCCCCAAAAGUUCACGGCACUCGAAGCCUUGUCGGCUACCGGCCUGCGCGCCAUCAGAUAUGCUAAGGAGAUCCCUACCCUCAAAUCAAUCAUUGCCAACGAUCUAUCGCUCUCGGCAGUCAACUUGAUCAAAGCGAACAUCACCCACAACGGCCUAGAUCCUAAAGACCCAUCUACCGAGCAAGCAAAAGUCCGUGUCAACCAAGGAGACGCCUGUGAUCUGAUGUAUUCUCAUCGGGCCCCCGAUCGGCAGUUCGAUGUCGUCGACCUCGACCCGUAUGGAACUGCUGCCCCGUUCAUUGAUGCUGCCGUACAAUGCGUCCGCAAUGGAGGCCUGUUGUGUGUCACCUGUACCGAUCUGGCUGUUUUAGCCGGAAGCGCCUAUCCCGAAAAAUGUUUCUCCAACUAUGGAGGGAGUUCGAUGCGUGCGGAAUAUUCGCACGAGUAUGCGCUCCGUCAAGUGAUACAUAGCUUGGCUAGUUCAGCGGCAAGAUACGGGAAACAGAUCACGCCUUUAUUGUCGUUGUCGAUCGACUUCUACGUCCGGAUCUUCGUCCGGGUGAAUCAUUCGCCAGCGGAAGUGAAGAAAUGGAUCACAAACACGGCGCUAGUGUACGUCUGUUCGGGCUGUGCGGCGUUCCAUUUCCAGCCUCUGGGGAGGAUGAACAGUAAGCCGACGAAGGCAGGUAACGGGGCCAACGUCUCGUACCAGAACGCACAUGGCCCUCCGAUGCCCGGCGCCAGCUGCGAGGAGUGUGGGGGCACGUUCCAUGUGGCCGGGCCGCUGUGGAGCGGUCCCCUGCACGACCCGGCGUUCUGUGACAGACUCUUGGAGGGUCUCGAGGCUGCUGAUGAUGAGCAGCAACAGCAGCCCUUGAAGACCGCAGAACGGAUCCGCGGAAUGGUCGGCCUGGCCAAGACGGAGCUUCCCGAGGCCCCGUUCUUCUUCACCCCGGCCAAGCUCUCGGGGCUCUUCAAAUGCUCCUCGCCCUCCCUCCUGACCGUCGGCUCGGCUAUCCUCAACGCCGGCUUCUCGCUCUCCAGGUCCCAUUGUCAGCCCGGCUCGAUCAAGACUGACGCCCCUAGGGCGUUCAUCUAUGAUCUCAUGAAGGCCUGGAUCAAUGCUCAGGCCGCGCCUGUACCUAAGUCUACCAAGGAUCUUGGUGCUGGUGAUCAGCCCGCUGCUGUUGAUGGUGGGAAUGCUCCUAGAGUCGACGAAAGUCUGGAUGGGGAGGUUAAGAAUGGAGACGUAAGAAAUGGGGAAGUUAAAGAUGGAGGCGUUCAAGAUGGGGAAGUCAAAAGUGGGGAAGUGAAAGAGGGAGAAGUUAAAAAUGGACAAGCAGAAGACGAGGGAGGCCUCAAGGCCGAGAAAGUCAAAGAAGGACAGAAGAGCGGAGGAGCUGGAGAACCAGCGGCAGAGAUAUCGGAAGCAUGUCGAGUCCAUGGGGCCAAGAACUCGAGCAACCCUCGGCUGAUGAGCUUAUUGUCCAAACCUAUGAGGUAUCAAGUCGACCUCAAAUAUAAUAAAUCGGUCGAGAAACUGCUCUUGACUGGCCUCAAAAUCGUCCGUUAUCAGGCUAAUCCGACUCCGAAUUGGGGGCCUAAGGCUCGAGCUCUUAAGAAAUAAUAUAUUCGUUUUCGUUGGUUGCUGCACUUUUUUUCCCCCUUUCUCUGUCGUAUCCUGUCACUGCAUUGUUGGCUUUUGAACAUCAGAUUGAAUCGAGUGGUAGGAUAAGAGAGAGGUCGUUGUCAAGGCUUGAAUGGAUUAAUGAUGCGUAUUGAAAGCAUUAUCUCUUGCCUCUUAUAGCAUCCGUUAUGUGUCUCUCUCAUAUGUUCAUUUACACAUUCAUACCCAUCUUCUACAUAUGUCUAUAUACUCUUUCUGGAAUUCACACCCCUUUUCAAAUCGCACUUGUCAAGUCUCUUCAUCCAUCGUUUACGUGUGUUUCUUUUUUGGGGGGCCUUAGAUUUGUUUCUUGCAGAAGACAGUCGUGCAUUGAUAAGGAUACCGCGGUCUUUCGGUGGAACGCUUAUGAAAAUGCAAGGAUGGCUGGCUUGUAUGUGAGGGAGUGUUCG
Molecule: messenger RNA, 2603 nt
Organism: Puccinia graminis f. sp. tritici CRL 75-36-700-3
Lineage: Eukaryota; Fungi; Basidiomycota; Pucciniomycetes; Pucciniales; Pucciniaceae
Exons: 8
Coding region: 1-2154 (717 amino acids)
Biological process (GO): tRNA N2-guanine methylation
Cellular component (GO): nucleus
Molecular function (GO): RNA binding
Source: RefSeq, a predicted model, not a curated record